Molecule: messenger RNA, 2431 nt
Organism: Salarias fasciatus (jewelled blenny)
Lineage: Eukaryota; Metazoa; Chordata; Actinopteri; Blenniiformes; Blenniidae
Gene: slc35b2
Product: solute carrier family 35 member B2
Exons: 4
Coding region: 237-1535 (432 amino acids)
Biological process (GO): 3'-phosphoadenosine 5'-phosphosulfate transport; transmembrane transport
Cellular component (GO): Golgi membrane; endoplasmic reticulum membrane
Molecular function (GO): 3'-phosphoadenosine 5'-phosphosulfate transmembrane transporter activity
Source: RefSeq, a predicted model, not a curated record
CUCCGGCUUCCCGUGCUGCGGUUCCGGUCCCUCCGACCAGUUUUGCCGUGGAGGAGAGCAGUCUGAGACGUCCCGGACCUGAAGGCGGCGGCCGCCUUCCCGGAGCACCGUACCCCCGCCUGCCGAGGAGCCUCCAGUGGUGGAGCCGCCGCGGCCUCGGGCCGGCUCGCCGCGGGCACGUCUGACUGUGUGGACGGGAGUCGCCGCGCCGGGGCUCGGCCGUGCCGUGAGGGAAGAUGAAGACUUUUUCAUGGAGGGUUUGCCAUGCACUCGUGUUACUUCUGCUUGCUCCCACCGUGGCGGCGGAGAGCCUCUCACUGGACAGCUGGUACGAUGUCUGGCUCUUCCGAUUCUUCGUCAACAUUCUGGGAUACUCCACCAUCAUCAUCCCCGGCUACCUCCUCAUCUCUUACUUCAAACGUACCAAUUACCUAGAAACAGGUAGCGGGAUCUGCUAUCCGCUCAUAAAGACCUGCGUGUUUGGCAACGAGGCCAAGACCAGUCAGCUGGACGAAGCGUCUGUUACAACCAGGCUCGACGGGGAGUCGGGCUCAUCGGUUAAACAAGCCGUCAAGCUAAUCAUCUGCACUGCCGGACUGCAGGCGUCGUACCUGACGUGGGGGGUCCUGCAGGAGCGGGUGAUGACCCGUUCGUACGGCGCCAAAUCCCCAGACGAGCAGGGAGAGCGAUUCAAGGACUCGCAGUUCUUGGUCUUCAUGAACCGCAUCCUGGCCCUGACCGUGUCGGGCCUGUGGUGCGUCAUGUUCAAGCAGCUCCGCCACGGCGUGCCCAUGUACAAAUACUCCUUCGCCUCGCUCUCCAACAUCAUGAGCAGCUGGUGCCAGUACGAGGCGCUCAAGUACAUCAGCUUCCCCACCCAGGUGCUGGCCAAGGCCUCCAAGGUCAUCCCCGUCAUGCUCAUGGGGAAGAUCGUGUCCCGGAAGAGCUACGAGUACUGGGAGUACCUCACCGCCGCGCUCAUCUCGGUGGGCGUCAGCAUGUUCCUCCUCACCAGCACCGCCAACAAGCACCCGUCCACCGUCACCACCUUCAGCGGCGUGGUCAUCCUCGUGGGCUACAUCGUCUUCGACAGCUUCACCUCCAACUGGCAGGACAACCUCUUCAAGUACAAGAUGUCGUCGGUGCAGAUGAUGUUCGGGGUCAACCUGUUCUCCUGCCUGUUCACCGUGGGCUCGCUGCUGGAGCAGGGCGCCUUCUUCGACUCGCUGGCGUUCAUGACGCGCCACUCCGAGUUCGCCUUCCACGCCGUGCUGCUGUCGGUGUGCUCGGCGUUCGGCCAGCUCUUCAUCUUCUACACCAUCAACCAGUUCGGCGCCGCCGUCUUCACCAUCAUCAUGACGCUGCGGCAGGCCAUCGCCAUCCUCCUGUCGUGUUUCCUCUACGGCCACGCCAUCAGCGUGGUGGGCGGCUUCGGCGUCGCCGUGGUUUUCCUGGCACUUUUCUUACGGGUGUACGCGCGCAGCCGCGUCAAGUCGGGCCGGCGGGCGGGGCAGCCGGCGGUGCAGAAGGUGUAACUGGGUGAAGUUCCACCAAACUGGGAAAUAAGGCCACGUUUUCUGUGGUGCUAUUUGGUCUUUUCAUGUGUUCUAUGUUUAUUUCAUUGUUUUUUUUUUGUUUGUCUUUUUUUUUUUUUAAUGCUUGAAAUGGUUCAGAAAGGAAUUCUGCAGUUUUGACUCUUUACAUGAAGAAGAAGCCCCCCCGAGGGUUCCAUGUGAUCCGUGUGUCCACGGAUCGUUUGAGUGCCUGAAUGAUUGUCUGAUACACAAAACUCCCAAACGGCUAACGGCCUGCUGGGGAAAUGUUUGGGAUCUGUACGGCGAAACAUUAUCGACCAUAUCUUUUAUUUAAUGUCUGGUUUUAUUUCAGUCGCAGUGUUUUUAUUUCACAGCCCUCUGGCUCCAUGUGGGAUUUUUAACCUUCAAACCGGAGCUGCUCGGCCUCGAGGGCCGACCUCCUGCACGUUUUAGGUCUUUCCGCUCCAGCAGGAGCCCGGAGUCGAGUGGACCUGCUUUAAACCAUGACUGUAGUUUUUACACAUGAGGCAAACAUGACUUUAAAAUGCAUAAAUAUGACAUGGGAGAUAAAACCAUCAGACAGUGAACGAUAUAGGGGAUUUAUAAAGGAAGAAUCAGAUGUUGCUGACGGUUUGCAUUAUUUUAAGCUAUCGUUUGACUAAAUUGGAGCUGAAAACACACUCGUGUGUUGGUGUGUGUGUGUUUUUUCAGCCAACACGUCCAGUACAUAGUAUGUUACAUGAAUGUUUGGAAGGCGUUGUGCGGAUCGGCACGGCCCGGAGGGGCGGGCUGCGGAACAUGAAUACAUUAAAGGGAAAUGCAAUGUUAUCGGUACGUUUGUUUUUACCUUGUUUUCUCUGUUUACUGAAUUAAUAAUAAAACCGAACACGAUCAAG